Chlamydomonas reinhardtii is the source of this 3388-nucleotide messenger RNA. RefSeq lists its product as uncharacterized. The transcript is spliced from 8 exons. The coding region runs from base 8 to 3325 and encodes 1105 amino acids. The record is from RefSeq and is a predicted model, not a curated record. Lineage: Eukaryota; Viridiplantae; Chlorophyta; Chlorophyceae; Chlamydomonadales; Chlamydomonadaceae.
CAAUAAGAUGUCGAUUCGCGUUGGGGCGCUCUGCGGUUCUCACGGAUCGCAGGCGCUCGUGACAUGUCCAGCUCGCAUCUUUCGCUGGCGACUGACACCUGCUGUAGGAGGCGCACAGCUCGCGGCGACGUCACCAACGUGUCGCGGUGUUUCCACCACAGCCCUGCCGCGUGGCCCGCGCCCCGCCGCGAGCAGCAGCCCCGCCAGCGACAGCAAGGGCGCCACCAAGCCGCCCAGCAAGCCCAAGCAACACAGCACUGAAGAUGGUGGCAGUAGCGGCGGCAAGCGGCCCACCGCCCCUCGCCCCCGCCGCGAUCCAUCGCGAUCUGCCACUGCCGCUCAGCCAGCACACAGCGGCCCCAGCGGCUCCAGCAGCAGCACCAGCACCAGCAGCGGCAGCCGCAGACCCCGCCCUGCACCGCCCGCCCGGCCCGCAGCCACCGCCGACGGCAACGCCGCGGCCUUCAUGGCUGCAAUCCACACCGCCCAGGCGCAGUUCGCCUACAAGGCAGCCGCCGGCGCCGCCCCAUCGCCCUCCUCCAGGUCAAAGGCCGCCGGCUCCGGUUCCACGGGGCCGUCCUCGUCUUCCGCCGCCGCAGCUACCUCUUCCACCACGGUCCCUCGGAAGUCAUUCCUGAAGCUGACGCCGGAGGAGCAGGCGCGGGCGGCCGCCACGGCCACGCUGCCGCCGGGCCGCGUGCUAGGCUUCCUGAGGACAGCCACCGCCGGCGGCGGCAGCAGCCGGCGAGUGGCGGUCGGGGUGUGUCAGAUGCUGCCGCCGCUGCUGGCCUCGCGCGGCUACACGGGGUCUCAGGUGGUGGCGGUGGUGGCGGCGCUGGGGGAGGCACGGUGCCGUACACUGCCGGGAGCCAGCGACACGGCGGGGCAGUUGGCGGCGUGGCUGCUGGACUGCGGGGCGGCAGCAGGAGGAGGGGGUGGCGGGUUACUGGGCUUGGGUGUUGGGGCGCGGCGGCCGGCGGCGGUGGAGGCGGAGGUGCCGGGGCUACUGCCGCGCCUGCUGCCCGCGUUGGCGGCGGCGGGCCAUACGGGGGAGGAGGUGUGGUCUGCCGCCUGCCGGCUGAUGCAGACGCACAUCCGCACCUACAGCGGGGACCAGUUGGCCAGUCUGGUGGCGGCGCUGGUGGCACUGGAUCAGGAGGACAGCAGCGGCAGCACCAGCGGCAGUAGCAGUAGCAGUAGCGGCAGCAGUAGCAGCGGGAGUGGCAGCGGCUCGGGUUUUCUGGGUGUCCGGCAGCUGGAGCACCCUGCCAUGCAGGGGCGGCUGCAGGCGCUGGCGCGGGACGGCGGCGGCAUAUCGGGCGACGGCGCGGCGGGGGUGCUGCUGGGUCUGGUGGUCAGCGGCGCGACCGUGCCGGCGGAUCAGCUGGCGGCGCUGGUGGGGCGCGCGCUGCAGGGCCGCGCCAGUGCGGCCGGCGGCGGCGGCGGCGGCGGCGGGCUGACGCCUGGCGGGCGGCUGCAGCUGCUGGAGGCCGUGUCGCGCUACAGCGAGCGACUGCCCGCGGGGCCCACAGAGCUGGUGACGCUGCUGGGCCGCUAUCAGCCGGGGCUGCUGGAGGCGGUGGUGGCGGGGCUGGAGCAGGAGGCAGUGGCGGCAGAGGCGGCGGCGGCAGCGGCAGCGGCGGCGGCGGAAUCAGGAGCGGAAGCAGGGCCGGCGGUGGAAACAGGGGCAACAGCGGCUGCAGGGGUAGCGGCCGCAGGGGCGGCACCACCAGGGGCGGCAGCGGCAGCGGCAGGGGCAGCAGGAGCAGUCCGGCUGCGGCCCGACAUGUUUACGGCGGGGGCGCUGUCGCUGUGUCGCCUGAGGUGGUGGAGCGGGCCGUUCUUCCGGGCGCUGGCGGCGGCUCUGACUCGCGGCAUGCAGUGUCGGGAGGUGGAGGUGCGCGACGUGGUGUCAGCGCUAUACGUACUGGCCACAUUCGGCGGCGACGGCAGCAGCAGCAGCAGCAGGAGCAGGAGCAGGAGCAGCAGCAGCAGGAGCAGCCGCGGCAGUAGCGGCAGUAGCAGUAGCGGCAGCGGCAGUAGCAGCCAUAGCUCCGACGGCGACGCUGCCGCCUUUGCGGACCUGUUUGCCGCGGCCGCAGACUUCCUGUCGCCCAGGCUGCAAGGCGGCGGCGGCGGCGGCAGCGGAAGUGGCGGGGGCGGGUGUCUGGCGCCAGCCAACCUGUCACGUGUGGCGUGGGCGUAUGCGGUGGCGGGGGCGUGCGGGCUGCUGCCCAACUCGGGCAGGGCGCGGCGGCGUGUGGACGGCUUCCUGGAGGAGCUGGUGGCGGCGCUCCGGGCCCGGGGUGUGGAGCUGUCCGGCUCCAGCCUCGAGUGCCGCGGCAUGACGGGCCAGGCGCUGAGGGUGUGGGCAGCCCUCAGGCCGCAGCUGCUCAGCGGCAGUAGCAGCGAGAGCGGCAGUAGCAGUAGCAGCGGCAGCAGCAGUAGCAGCGGCACCAGCAGUAGCAGCGGCAGCAGCAGUAGCAGCGGCAGUAGCAGUAGCAGCGGCAGUAGCAGUAGCAGGAGCAGGAGCAGCACGCCCGGUGCUGCCAGGGCGCCUGCUGGCUCUGGACGUAAGCCGGAGCAGCAGCAGCAGCAGCAGCAGCAGCAGGGGAAGCAGGAGCAGGAGGAGGGGCAACAGCCUCAGGGGAGGCGGGGAGGCGGCAGCGUCGACGAGGGCGGUGCCGGGGCGGCGGCGCUGGCGGCCCUGGCCCGCAGCCGCAGCUCUGUGAGUGUGAGCGAGCUGCAGCGGGGUGUGUGGCGCCAGCUCAGAGCGUUGGGCUAUGAGGCGCAGCUAGAGAGGAAGGUCAAGGGUUGGUCAGUGGACAUCUGGCUACUUGCCGAGGAGGACGGCGGCGUGCCCGCUGCCGGGGCCGGCAGCAGCAGUAGCGGCAACAGCAGCAGCAGCAGCAGCAGUAGCAGUAGCAGCAGUAGCACCAGCAGUAGCAGGGGGGCUCUGCAAGAGGGCGGCGCAGGCGCCAGCCGCCGUGUGGCUGUAGCAGUGGAGGUGGACGGCCCCUGGCAUUUCACCACCUCGCAGCCGGUGCGGCUGCUGGGCACAUCGCGGGCGCGGGACGCGGCGCUUCGCGCGCUAGGUCUAGUGGUGGUGGGCCUCGACUACCGAGAGCUGCCGCCGCCCACUACCCCGCCGCCGCCGGCAGCGGCGGCGGCGCCGGCGGCGGGCCGGGCGGGGCAGGCGGGCAAAGCGGCGGGGAAGGUGGAGCGAGGGGGGGCGGAGGAGGCGGUGUGGCUGGCGAAGCUGCAGGCGCGCGUGCGGGGUGCGGUGGUUGCGGCUGCGGCGGGGAAGGGGAGGAGGAAGCGGUGACUGCAGGUGACUGGGGCUUGCACUCGUGAUGGAACAUGGCAAGGGGCAGGAAAGCGUAGUCCC